Xyrichtys novacula (pearly razorfish) is the source of this 2121-nucleotide messenger RNA. The record is from the annotation of a GenBank genome assembly. NCBI's taxonomy places the organism in Eukaryota, Metazoa, Chordata, Actinopteri, Labriformes, Labridae.
AUGAGUCCGGGAGCCUCCCGUGUUGGCUGUGACGCAGGACAACCGCGUCGCACUUUAACGCGCCGCGCCGCGCACUCUUCCGAGGAGCGAAAAAAGCGCGUCAGUGACUUCUGUGAUCUGAAAGCACUCGGUCCAUACAUGAACAUGUCUUUACUUUGGUGAUCAGUCCUGCACGCUGAUCCCAGAGCGACCAGUGCGGGAGCAGAGGGACCCGGACUCUGGAGCCACGCCGAGUUCAACCCUGCCACUGUUUGGAGGAAUUUACCGCUUCUCUGCGAGGACCAGGAGCAGCUUCGAAAAGUGGAUUUGGAUGGUGUAAUUGUUUUCCGUUGAUGGAUGCUAACGUGGAGCAGGAUUGAGUCUCAGUUGGGGGAAUUUAGCAGGAAAAAUUCGUGUGAUGUGACGAACAGCUGGAGACAGAAAUCAUCUGUGUGACCUGUGACACCGACAGUGAGGAAACACCUGCUCCAGCUGCGGAGAGAAAAGGUACCUGAACGCACCACAGCAUUCACCAUGUAAGCUCGAACAGGUCCAAAAAUCCGUUAAUCAAUGACAGAACUGACUGAAGGUUAUUAUCAUUAACUCAUCAUUGGUUGUACUUUGCUUUAAUGAGAUCCGUGCUCUCUCUGUCUGAUCCCUCUGUGUGCAAAAUCAAUCAACUAAUUAUUGUAUCGAUCCGUGGGCUAUCAGUCAAUAUCAGGACAGACGGGGAGCUGGAGGGAUGAGUUUUGGCGUUUGUUCCAGCUGCUUUCAGAUCAGAUUCAAGAUUUACUGACUUCAACUGAAUCUGCUGGAAUGCAACUUGAGCUCGUGCGAAUUCCCUCGCUCACGUGCAUGCAAGUGUGUUUAAAGGUGUAUUUAAGAUGAUAACAAACGGUGUUUCUGCGCAGACACGAGUCCACGCAGGUUUUGGCGGUGUGCGUAAUUCUUGGUGAUGCCCACGCGUCCUCAAAGCUUCAGUGUGCGCGCAAAGCGUUUGGAACAUGCUUUUUCCUGAGGAGGUGUGUGUGUGUGUGUGUGUGUGUGUGUGUGUGUGUGUGUGUGUGUGUGUGUGUGUGUGUGUGUGUGUUGAAGAAUAAUAUGCAAUAUGAGGGAGAGGGCUAGAAAUCGAGGGAGGGGUUUUAUAUAUGGACAGAAUCUGUGAGUAUAAUGGGAAUAAUGGGAAAAGAAAUCCCAUUUUUCGUAUUUCACGCACAUUUUAAAACUAUUACAGAAUUAUCAAAAUAUGGGGACAUAAAAAAGUACAUUUUACUUAUUUUUCUGCGUAUUAUAAGAAAAUCUGGUUGAAGCUAGGACAGGUAACUGAAGAGACAAUGACCAGACAAUAAAAGAAUAUUAAGAGUUCAGCUGUCAUGCGUCUAAAUGGAGUCCAUAACCUAAAGUAUCUGGACCAGGAACAUUCACAAAUAUGCUUCAAUCAGUGUAAAAUCACAUGAAGAUAAAAAUGGUUUUCUUAAUGAGUCUUUAAUAUUUAUAUUGGAGUGGGUCCCCCUCCAUCAAGGCCACCAUCUUGUUUCUACAGUAGUAUUUAGUGAGAGGCUAACACAAAUGCAGCAAAUGGAAAACAGAGAAGAAAAGAGGGGUUGUUGCUGUGUGCAAAAGAUGUGUUUUUGAUGGAAAAACGUUACAGAUAGAGGAUUAUAUUUGUGGGUGAGCAAGGGAGCAUUUCAGUCUGGAAUGUGACUGCCAGAUAUGGCUAAAAUUUAUGCACAGUGUUACUUAAACUGAAAUUCAAAAUCGGUCUAUUUUGAAGGUAAGAGAUGAUUCAAAAUUGAGCACAAUUUGUUUAAUGACUAAACCUGAGUCAGCAGGUUAACGAUGUCAAGUUGUUCCCACCACUAGCAGAGAAGGCUCCACCAACCUCCAGUUUCCUAUAUUUUACAGGCACUCAUGAAAGCCAGGUGUUUUUUUCUUCCAUUAUUCCGACAUAUCAGUUAAGUGACAUCCUGGAGGGAAUUUGAACUUUGUGUAUUGAGGGAAUCUGUUGUUCUUUUGUUUGAGCCUCUAACCAUGCAGUUUCUAGCUGAGAGAUCUUGAGUGCACGAAUCAAGUUUCAAUUAUUUUGUGUUCUCUGAAUCUCCAUCAGGUUUCUGGAACAAUGUGAAGCUCCUGAUACCCUGA